Molecule: messenger RNA, 1158 nt
Organism: Saccharomycodes ludwigii
Lineage: Eukaryota; Fungi; Ascomycota; Saccharomycetes; Saccharomycodales; Saccharomycodaceae
Gene: TAP42
Product: Tap42p
Exons: 1
Coding region: 1-1158 (385 amino acids)
Biological process (GO): regulation of signal transduction; regulation of dephosphorylation
Cellular component (GO): cytosol
Molecular function (GO): protein phosphatase 2A binding
Source: RefSeq, a predicted model, not a curated record
AUGUCCUUAUUACAAGAAUAUAACAAGUUAAUACACGAUAUUGAAACUAAAAUCUUGAAAACAACGAUAAGACAAGAUACUAAAGAAUUUCAAGAUGAGUUGUCUUCCAUAUUCAAUAGUUUAUUAACAUUAAAACAAAAAAUAUUCAACAAUUUAGCCUUAUUCAGUGAAAAUGAACAGCUAGAAGACGUACCAACAGCAAAUUUAAAGUAUUUAACCACAGACUAUUACUUGGCACUAUUGCUUUCCAAAAAACAGGCAGUCGUACCCAACCUAAAGACCACUGAUACUGCCACUUCUCUUUCUAACAGUGAUAGUUUCUAUAUUAGCAACAGAAAUAAAAUUAAACUGGGGUUUUUAACCAAAAGUGUUCAAUUAUAUAUGCAGUUUCUAGUCACAUUAAGCGAUUAUGAAAUAUUGGAUGAUAAAUUGAUAAGAAAAAUCAACAGUUUUAAUAAAACCUAUUCUCCAACACUGGAGGAAUUAUCUGGAGUGUUAUCUUCCUCCAAACAGCUGUCUCCCGAAAAGAAAAGAAAUUGGAAAAUCGAAAUUUUUAAAAGUGAAAAGGAAGUAGCUGAAAAAGUUAAGCUUUUAGAAGAAAAGUUCAAGUUAACAAGCAAAGAAAAUGACGUUGAUGAUGAAUUAUUAAGAGAAGUGUAUGUUAAUCAGUUAAAACAGUUGUCAUACAAAGCAUACAGUGCUAUUGAGGGUAAUUUGUAUGAGUCUGAAUUUUUAAAGAAUUUUUCCACUACAGAUGCAAUUACUGAAGCCAACCAGAAAUCACACGACCAAGAACGAUCAACAAAAGAUAAAACUGGUUAUACUGAAAGGUUAGAAACACUAAAUAAACCGUUGUUGUCUAAAAAUGGUAAAGUGUUGAGAAAUUUUACUCUAUUAGACAAAAAGGAUCAAUUGAAAAGCCAAGUCUUUGGACAUGGUCAAUAUGGACCAACAAUGACUGUUGAAGAGUUUCUAGAUAAUGAGUUUGCUAGUGGUAGGGUUUUACAAGGUGGCGAAGAAAAAUUAGAUUACUAUGAAGAUGAACAAAAUGAAGAUAAUGAAAACUGGGCUGAUAGACAGACUUACAAAGCCCGUGAAUGGGAUAAUUUUACAGAGUCCCAUGCAAAGGGCAGUGGUAAUACAAUGAAUAGGGGAUGA